UUCUAACUUUCUAAUAAGCAGUCUAGCCUGCAGCUGGGAGAGUUAAUAAUUCACCAAUCAGGGGAUUUCAGUCCAGGGCUGCACCAUAUAUUGAUAUUAUGUCGUUAUCGUGAUAUGAAACUUUAAACCAUCUUUGCUUUUGUAUACGGUAUGGUAUGAUUAUGGUAUGGAGAGUGGUCUUUUCCUGGUUUUAAAGGUUGCAAAGGAUGGAGUGUACAUGUUAGGAGGACUGAAAGCAGAAAUAAGAAAAAAAUGAAUAAAUAAAAUGGAAAAUAUAUUUGGAAAGUACAUAAGUAGUUGAAUAAGUACAAUAGUACUAAAUACAGAGGCAAAAUAAUAUUCCUUAAUUUAUGAUUUUGGCAGAUUCAGUACACGUAGCAGGGGGUGUAGCUACUCAAACACAUUUUUCCACAACCUGGCAACUCAAAAGUUGUCCCUAUUGAUCAUUAACAGCUGAUCUAUAACACAUUUCAAAUUUCAUCAACCAUAAACAAAACCACUUACACACCCUUCAUCAAUAGUGUGAUAUACUUCCAACUUAUAUUAAAUCCUGCAACCUCAACCUAACAAUUGAAAAAUUGAUGCUCUCAGUCUCUUCCUUAUCCACUGGUAUAGAUCUGAAUAAAGGAAACUGGGGGCAGUCGCUCUUACGGUUUGAUUUCAGCUCCUCAGUUGAUAUGUAGGUCACUGUGACUGUGCUGCACGGCGGUGAUCAGCAGCUGGAGGUCCCGGUGAAGUGACUGCUGUAAUUGAUCACAUCAUCGUUGUCUGCGCACCUUCAUGACGGACAUUAAGCAGCAGAUGUAGCUGCGGCCCGAGCCAAUUAAGCGGCCACUGAUGCAUACUAUCCGUCACUUUAGUGCUCCAGCACCGCGGCCGGUUGGACAGCGACCAGGCGGCGUCCUCAGCAUCACGGCGGCUCCGCCAAUCAGCGCGCAGCUCGGGGCAGAUUAACCCAAAGAGCCCCGGUGCUGCUCUGUAGUAGCAGCCUCAGAAACAAGCCCGCACCUCUGAUCCUCGUGGACUCAAGUCCGGGCAGAUGGAGGCUGCUGGAAACCAAUUCGUGAAACAACAGCAAAUUCCAUAAUUGCCUUCUCUCAGGUCGAGUCUCGGAGCGGAUUCAGAGGGGGGGAAAUGGAGGCUUGCUCGAGAAUAGGAGAGAGCACGGAUGCGAUAGUGAUGGAUGAGUCUCCCACAGAUGAAAGGGACAUUCAGCAGGCUUGCCAGAGUGAGAUCCCGGCGUUGUCUCUGUGCCCUCCUGACAGCGAGUGUGGCACUGAGGCCCAGUUGACAGUCAUCCAGUCUGAAGGGAAGCUGUGUGACAGCUGCAGCAGCCUCGGCAGACCCUCGUCCUCCUGCCAACUUUACCACCAAGUCCCCCGAGGUCCUCAAUCUGAAGCUUACGAUUCACUGCAGCCUAGAAAAUGUCCCCACUGCAGCCAUUACGGGCCAAUCAAACCAAACGCCUGCCACGACAGCCAUUCGAACACAACAGGUCCCCGCGGCGAAGCAGGUGUAGGGGUGAAAGCGGGACGCAGCUGUAGCUCUGCCCACCAGACGUCUCAUCACGGCGCGGUGAGAUGCCACUGGCUGCACGGGUCGAAUGAAAGCGGGACACAGAAGCCGCCGCAGCGUCAUGUGGUGACAGUGAGGGAUGGAGGGCUCUACUGCAUCCUUAGAAAUUACUCUCAGGUGAUAGUGGACUACCCGUUGGUAGUGUUGGUGGGUUGUGCCGUGCUGCUGCUUGGAUGCUCACUGGCUGGACUCUUGAUUGGUCCACUGCCAGACUUCUCUGACCCACUGCUGGGCUUUGAGCCCCGGGGAACGUAUAUCGGAGUUCGCCAGUCCAGCCUGUCAGAGCUGCAGGAGAACACAGGGCCGGGGAAAACUCUGUCUCCUUUACCACAGCAGCUCAGCAAAAGUUUUGGGGUUGCUGCCAGUGGAGACGCCAACGGCAGUCAGAAUCCCUCUAGGCCUCGCUCCAAGAGGAUGCUGGCUAGAGAUUCAUCUCCAGACACCUUCCUCUGUGAUUCUCCAGGCGAGCGUUUGGCUCAGUUGGUGUUUCGAUCAGAGAACUCAGCCAGUCUGUGGAGUCUGAAGGCCAUCCACGCCAUGUGUGAGGUGGAGCAAUCCAGGAUUCGUUCCCAGGCUCAGUUCCAGGACCUGUGCCAGCAGCAUGUGAGGGGGGAGGCUGAAGGAACGUCCAGGAGCGGCUGUUGCCCCAGCUGGUCUCUGGGGAAUUACUUGGCUGUCCUCACCAAUGCCUCGUGCUGCCUCAGCCUCACCUCACACCAGGUGUCUGAGUCUCUGAACCUCCUCCGGAAAUGUGCUCCGUACUAUCACGAAGGACACCUAGUGGAAUCCUGUGUCGAGAGACCCAAACACGGCGGCUGUUCCUCUGUCCCUUCUCGCUGUAAACAGUCUCGAGUGGUGUUCCAGAUCCUACACUUCCUGGUUGAUAAAGACUUCCUCGGGCCGCAGACUGUCGAAUACCAGAUCCCCACACUGAAGUACAGCCUCCUGUUCUUACCCGUCGACAAAGGAGAGCACAUGAUGGAGAUGUACAUGAGCAGUCUCGAAGGCAGGGAUCUUACACACAACAACACGACGAUCACAGGCAUGGACUUUGGCAUCAAGCAGACGCUGUUCAAGUAUUACCUGGCGAGAGAUUCGGUCUACCCUGUCCUAGCUGUUGUAUCUCUCCUCUUCACUAUGGCUCUUUAUCUCCACUCUCUCUUCAUAGUAGCAUUAUCUGCAAUAGCGAUCACAGGCUCCCUCCUGACCUCCUAUUUCUUCUACAAAGUAGCAUUCCGCCUUACUUUCUUCCCUCUGGUCAACCUCUCGGUAGCUCUCAUUCUCUUGGGAAGCUGCUCCAAUCAGGUUUUCAUCUUCGCUGAUUUCUGGAAUCUGCAGCUAUCCCAGAAUCCCUCUGCCUCCCUGGAGAAGAGAGUAAACAGAGCCUUGCAGGAAGUGGGCUAUUUGAUUUUGGCGUCAGGGUUGACCUCCAGCGCAGCAUUUUUCUCCGGUUAUCUCAGCAGCAUCACAGCCAUCAGAUGUUUCUCUGUUUAUCUAGGCACCGCCUCGUUUAUCAGCUCCAUCCUGGCGUUGGUGUGGCUGCCGUGCUCUUUCAUACUGCGCGAGCGCUACACAGAAUCAUCCUCUGCAUCCGUAGCGGCGCAGGGAUGGAAACCGUGCUGCUCCAAAAACACCGGCGGCUUCUGGGAUACGAGCUCGCGCAAGAGGUGUCUCUUCACUCUCGGGCAGAAGCUGAGGGAAUUAAAGAGGGGUCUCUCAGACACUUCCAACUUAUUAUUUAUGAAAAUCCUGCCUUGCGGAGUGGUGAAGUUUAGGUACAUCUGGGUGUGUUGGUUCGCAGUGCUCGCUGCAGGGGGCACCUACAUGUCCUGCAUUGACCCAGGCAUGAAGCUGCCCACCUUGGACAGCAGGGUCGCCCAGCUUUUCCGCUCCAGUCACCCGUUUGAGAGGUACGAUGCAGAGUAUCGUCACAUGUUUAUGUUUGAGAGACAGAGGAAUGGAGAGGAUAAACCUGUUACAUUAAUGCUUGUUUGGGGCAUCAAACCAACCGAUAACGGGGAUCACUUUAACCCCAAGAGCAAUGGGUCUUUAGUGCUCGACCCGUACUUUAACAUGAGCGGGCCAGACGCUCAGGUCUGGCUGAGGGACUUAUGUGGACGUGUUCAGAACCAAAGCUUUUAUUCCCCACCGUCACCUGAGGAUAAAGAUACAAUGGCAGAAAAUGUCUGUCUGGUGGAGCAGCUAAUACACUGGGUAUCUGUCAGACGGUGCUCAGAGAGUGAUGACUCCCUACAUUUCUGCUGUAACGACAUCCCUUUCCCCUACCCUCCCAGCGUUUUUGAGAACUGCCUCAGUAUGAUGCUGGCGGAGAGGUAUGCCGAGGGCCAUCUGGCCCACAGCGGAGGCCUGUACUUCCAGCCAGAUGGCACGGCCGCUGCCCUCGUGUUGGCAUUCAAAACCACAUACCUCUACAGCUUCAACUUCAGCAGAACCAGCCAUUUCUACAGAGAAAUCCUGACGUGGUUUAACAGCGAAAUAUCAGGGGCGCCACAAGGGCUGGAGAACGGAUGGUUCAUCAGUCAUCUGUCUCUUUUCGACCUACAGCAGUCUCUGAGCUCAGAGACUCUGGUAGUGGCCGGCUUCUCGGUCGCUCUCACGUUUGCUUUGCUUCUAUUAACCACUUGGAAUAUUCCACUGAGCAUUUAUGGGACUGUAGCUGUAGGAGGGAGUGUUUUUGUCACUGUCGGCCUCCUUGUUCUUCUUGAAUGGCAGCUGAGCGGCAUCGAGGCUUUGUUUAUCUCAUCUGCAGCAGGGCUGUCGGUUGACUUUAUUGCGAACUACUGCAUAUCCUACAGCUUGGCUCCUCAUUCGGACAGAAUCGGGAAAGUAGCACACGCCACUAAAAGGAUGGGAUGUCCUGUAGCAAUAGUCUCUGGUGCUUUUUUCUCCAUGGGAAUCAUCAUGUUGCCUGCCACGGCCUUGCUGUUCAGAAAACUGGGGAUUUUCCUGUUUCUGGUGAAGUGUGUAGCCUGUGGUUUCGCAACUUUCUUUUUUCAGUCCCUAUGCUGCUUUUUUGGACCCCAGAAAAACUGUGGAACGAUCACCCUGCCAUGCUUUUCAGAUCACACGGACGGCGCGGCAGCAGAGCCCAGCUCCUCGUCAGCCUCAGCUGCGAACGGAGCCUUUGGCAGAUCUAGAGUGAGGAGGAGUUAUGACAAUGAGGCAGGUGGCUAUCUCUACCCCAACCACCAGCGUCCGCAGAGACAGAAACAGGCUGGAGCAGGAGGGGGCGGGGGCCGAGGGCCGGAGCAGUAUGAGCUGCAGCCAUUGGCCUAUCGAUUGAGUGACAGCUUCGAAAACAGCACCUGCACAAGUAAGCUGUCCAACCGGCCCUCUGUGCUCUCUGACGAGAUUGAAUACUGCGGGAAGGACGCGGGCAGGAACAGCAUGGACGGGGACCGUGAGGAGAUGCCGUGCAGCCGUCAACAUAAGAUCUGCCAAGCGCCUCCGGCCCUGCAGACUUCAUCUCCUUACAAAGAAAACACCCUGCGGCCCGCAGGCCUGGCACAGGACGACGUAGCUAAGGACAAGCUGUUAUGUAAAACAUGCAGAGGUCAUUCUGGUGGUGUGAAGCACUGGAGCAAUACAUCCUUCUCCUCAUCUUCCAGCUUAGAGGAGACCAUCAUCAGCCACACAAUGGAGACCAUUGACCAGCCAUCUCUCUGCAAAGAGGAACAAGCCACAGAGGAGAGCCUCCCUCACCACCGUCACUCCAGCAAAGGGCACCGCUCCUCCCUGUCUCAGAGCUCCUGCGAGGGCCUGGAGGACUCCAACGAUACGUGCCUGAGCGACAUCGAACCAGGGCCUUCCAACACGCAGCAAAACGAAGAAGAGGUUCAGUUACAACCAGGACAUCUAAACGGGAAGAGAGACACACUUCGCCUCUCACUGAAAGAAACUGUUUACGAGACGUGCAAUAAAGGCCGAACCAGUCAGAGCGAGGAAGUUGUUAUCAUACCCAACAGUAAACCAGACCUGCCAGACGUUUGGAUAAAGAGAGAUGGACAACGGGAGGAUACAUGUUGAGGGAAGCCGGAAAGAAUCUUUGCAAGCACUGUGCAUUAUUCGCUCUAAAUGUAUUUUAAAAAGGAAAGGAGUCACUGAACUCGAAAAGAUGCAUUCACUGUUAGUUUUGUAACAUGCCCAAAGAAACAUAAGCCACCUGCAAACGUAACAUGUGACAGCAUGGUUGUCUAAUGUUGCUGCUAAGGUUGUUACAGUGUUAAUGUUACAGAUGGAUGAGGUCAGAGCAUGAGUAUUUCUUCAGCCAAAGGUCAAAUCAGAGCAUGACUUUUUCAGCCUGGCAGUGAAGGAAGUCUUAUUUCUCAGCCAUAACCUUGCACCAGUAUCACACUUGAAGAGAAUACAGUGUGUUCUUAACACAAAAAUCAUCAAGUGCUGCAGAAUUUAUUUUUGUGCCUGGAACUUUUUAACACCUGCACAGACUGGGUAAUGACAACAGCCACUGGCUCCUCCUCAUGCUGGUAUUGACCUUGAUGAGCCAUAUCCAUUCGUGGUAUUCUGAACAUUAAAAGAUAAAUAGGAGAUAUGCAGAGAGAGAGAGAGAGAGACAGAGCUGCACUGAGAGUUGGUUUCUCACUUUGUGGCGAUAAUAUGUACAGUAUAUCCUUUGUGACCAUGACGUGGAAAACCACAAACCUGAAGUUUGUAAUGUGUCAUUUGUUGUCAUGACUUGUUUGCAUUUAGUGUUUGACUGUCAAAUCAAAAGUCAUGCUGUUUGUUCCAGUGUCUGUGCCAAAAAAAAUUAGGGAUGCACGAUAUACGAUAAUUACCUGCUUCUUGUGGUUGGCAAGACAACCAACAACUUACAUUUUGGUUGUGACCACAGCUUUUUAGGUGAGGUGACAGAUAUGUUGUAUUAAAACUCAUACACUUUCUCCCUACUCUCCGACGCUUUGAGAAACAUGUACUGCAAAAUGCAAUCUUGACGUUCUCUGUAACUGUUAAUCACCACCGAUGACAUGCACAGCAUUCUGGUCUGCGCUGCACGGCUCUACCCAGGUGCAGCAGUUUGAUGUCAAGAGUGUGACAACAGCAUGCUGGGCUCGUUCUUCUAUGUUGAUUGAUAGAUUGCUGGAUAUCAGCUGUUUGGGAACAAACUGCCAUUGACCGACCAUUUUCAUUCUGCACUGUCCUCCCCUCUAGCUAGCAACCUACACGUUGACAUAGCAAUUUAGUGCAACAUUUACCUGGUCGCUCACAAACCUGAAUGUUUGCUUAAACAAGCUAGCAGUUAUCUUUUUUUCUUGCAGGGAUGUGGUCAUUCUAGUGCCAGGGUUUGCCUCUCCCAUGGCAAUUUUUACAGAGGAACAAUCAGUGCACAGAGAGGUGAAGUCCUGUCUGUUCUGGUGUGGGACCUGAUUUUGGAAAAGAUUUGUACAGUAGUCAAUGGUCAGGCAAAAUAGACAAAACACUUUUGAUCUCCAUGUGUUGUAAAGAUAGUAAGAUAUCAUAUAGUUUUGUGGAAAACUACUCAGUGAAUGACAACAUCUUUUUUUUUUCAUAAAUAAGGUCCUACUAUUGAGGAUAUGCAAGACUGGCAGAUUGAAAACCAACUUAGAAGAUAAAUACUGCCACCUACUGCUUUGGAGUGUGUAGCAGCUGUUUUUCUAAAUCAAUGAAAGCAAUUUUGAAUUCAUAUUAUCUAUGAGCUAUGAUUUAUUUAUUGGAGCUAUAAAUAAUAGUGUAAAUUUCACAGUUAAUAAGCUAUUAGCUCCAACAUACUGUAUAUCGUGCAUCCCUACAAAAAAUGUAAUGUUUACCUAAAGAACUAAAAGGCAAAAAGAGCUUCUAAUACAGAUAUAAAAGUAUAUACAGGUUAAAACACUGUUAAUGAGUUAUGGUGCGUACUAUUUCAGGAUUUAUGGAUGUCAGUGUAUGCCUUAGCUU
Molecule: messenger RNA, 7506 nt
Organism: Acanthopagrus latus (yellowfin seabream)
Lineage: Eukaryota; Metazoa; Chordata; Actinopteri; Spariformes; Sparidae
Gene: disp2
Product: dispatched homolog 2 (Drosophila)
Exons: 10
Coding region: 1135-5622 (1495 amino acids)
Source: RefSeq, a predicted model, not a curated record